Messenger RNA from Amphiprion ocellaris (clown anemonefish), 1942 nucleotides. RefSeq names its product aryl hydrocarbon receptor interacting protein-like 1 (gene aipl1). Lineage: Eukaryota; Metazoa; Chordata; Actinopteri; Pomacentridae. The record is from RefSeq and is a predicted model, not a curated record. The transcript is spliced from 6 exons. Gene Ontology annotation, molecular function: protein binding; peptidyl-prolyl cis-trans isomerase activity. Bases 111 to 1103 code for a protein of 330 amino acids.
AGAAUCAACACCUCCAAGACAUCCACACACUUUUACACAUGUUAUAUCCCUCACAUCAUACACACAGAUAUAUGCUCUGCAAUAAAGGCUGAUUAAACCAGAAUAAAAAGAUGUCGGAUAUGCAGGAUACGAUGCUGCUGGGAUCAGAGGGGAUCAAGAAAACCAUCCUGCAUGGAGGGACUGGAGAAAUCCCAAAAUUCAUCACUGGGGCGAAGGUGACGUUCCACUUCCGUACCCAGCUGUGUGACGAUGAACGUACUGUGAUCGAUGACAGUAAAGUGGUGGGGACGCCCAUGGAGAUAGUGAUUGGAAACAUGUUUAAACUGGACAUCUGGGAGACCCUGCUGUCCUCCAUGAGGAUCGGUGAGGUGGCCGAGUUCUGGUGUGACAUCAUUCACACUGGCAUUUAUCCACUUGUGUCCAAGAGCAUGCGACGCAUCGCUGAGGGCAAAGACCCAGUGGACUGGCACAUCCAUACGUGUGGCAUGGCCAACAUGUUUGCCUACCACAGCCUGGGCUACGACGACCUGGAUGAGCUGAUGAAGGAACCGAAACCUCUAUACUUCAUCCUGGAGCUGAUCAGGGUGCAGCAGCCCAGUGAGUACCACAGAGAGUCUUGGGCUCUGAGUGAUGAGGAGAGGCUGAAGGCAGUUCCAGUGCUGCAUGGCCAAGGAAACAAGUUCUACAAACAAGGACGCUACCAAGAAGCCACGCAGAAAUACAAGGAGGCCAUCAUCUGCAUCAAGAAUGUGCAGACGAAGGAGAAAGCGUGGGAUGUUCCAUGGAUGAAGCUGGAGAAGAUGGCCAACACCUUAACUCUGAACUACUGCCAGUGUCUGCUGCGCAUGGAAGAGUACUACGAGGCCAUCGAACACACCAGCGACAUUAUUAAUCAGCACCCAGGUGUAGUUAAGGCCUUCUACCUGCGAGCAAAAGCCCACAUGGAGGUGUGGAAUGAGGCCGAGGCUCGGCAGGACUUCAGCAGGGUUCUGGAUCUGGACCCCGGCAUGAAGAAGGCUGUUAAGAAGGAACUGGCCAAGCUGAACGUACGCAUGGAGGAGAAGAACCAGGAGGACAAGAACAAGUAUAAAGGCAUGUUUUGACCUGGUGAGACUGAGAAGAGCAAAGGUGUUAAAUCCCAAAUCCAUCUCUCCGCACAGAAUGUAAAAGACUCCAUAAAAUGAUGUGGUUUAUUACAUCAUUAACUUAAAAUCAACCCCUCUCUUUCUGACUGUCUUUCUUUUUCUUCCAAACUGUAAACUGAGACAACCUUCAAAAGUUACAUCCUGAUAAUUUGUUACAUUUUAGUUAUUAUUUUUCAUCAGUUUCCCAUGUGUUUGUAUUUAUAUUUGCAAUAUGUUGCUUAAUGAGGCCUAAAUAUGUACCUAAAUGCUAAGAUUAUGAAUGCAUUAAUGACUUCAAGUCAGAGUAAUGGUUGCAUAGUUUGUUUUUAAAAAAAAUACUCUAAUUUGUUAGACGUUAGAUGAGAAGAUUAAUAUCACUCUCAUCUGUCAUUAUUAUACAGCUGAAGCAAGGGGCCAUCACUUAGCUUAGCACAAAGACUGGAAACAGAGGGAAACUGCUAGCCUAGCUCUGUCUAAACAUUAAAACAAACAAAUAACACUGCUAACUUCACUUUUAUAUCAGGCGAACUUUAGAGGCGCUGGGAUGUGAAUUUUGUUGUUUGACAGGAUCUGAUCAACUGUUUCCAUCUGUUAGCCACCAUUAUGCUAUGCUAAGCUAAGCAAACUGGUUGUAACUAUAUAUUUACUCCACUGUACAGAUGUUAGAGAGGUAUUUUCUUAUCUAACAUUCAUAAAGAAAGCAAAUAAGUGUAUUUCUAUAAGGCGACUUUAUCUUGUCCCUUGUCUUGUACUAAAAGACUAAACUGUCAUGAUGUACUCAUUUCUGUUUGAUAAAGCUAAUAAAAUGUUGGAAUAAC